Trifolium pratense (red clover) is the source of this 519-nucleotide messenger RNA. RefSeq lists its product as uncharacterized. Bases 1 to 519 code for a protein of 172 amino acids. NCBI's taxonomy places the organism in Eukaryota, Viridiplantae, Streptophyta, Magnoliopsida, Fabales, Fabaceae. The record is from RefSeq and is a predicted model, not a curated record. The transcript is spliced from 2 exons.
AUGAGCAUUAUGUUGCAAAACCUCCUUCUACUUAAAAAGGAAAACGUAUAUCCGACAGAAGAAAAUCUUAAAGCAAUUUGGAAAGGGUCAGACACGACGUUUUCGGAAACCUUACGCUUGGGGCAAUUAUUUGGUAAAGUUUGCAAAGGUCGUGGACUUCAACAAAGGAAAACUGUUUAUCGUCUAUCUUUGCAUCCACUAUGGUACUGUGUGGAUCCUAGUAUCGGUAAUGUUCAGAAUCUCUCCAAAGCCUUAUUACAAGGCUUAUCUUUUGCCCUUCUGAACAACGAAAAGCUGAUAAAAGAGAUUGAGAAGUCUACAUCCGAAUACUCUUGUGCUGCUUGUUUACGUGAUCACUGCAUCUUUCUUAAAGACUAUACUAUUGGCGAUUGCUUAGUUUUACGACGCCUUUUAGUGGAAGAUUUGAAAUGGUUGGAGCUAUAUUAUGAUCUUAGCUUGGUGCAUUUUAUUAAUAAGGCUACUAUUCAAAGCUAUGUGUUUGACCACCAGGUAUUUUAA